This is a messenger RNA of Dujonia railenensis, 1308 nucleotides long. Lineage: Eukaryota; Fungi; Ascomycota; Pichiomycetes; Serinales; Debaryomycetaceae. The record is from the annotation of a GenBank genome assembly.
AUGUUGAGAACUCAGAUAAGUAGAAGUAUCGUUCGCCAAAAAAUAGCAUCUCCAGGCUCAUCUGGAGCCGCUGUACUUGCUAGCAGACUUGUUGCCAGAAAUGUUCAUUCGUCACAAACGAGACUCAACGAUCAACCACCUCAAUCUCCUAUGAAAGUGUUUUUUGAUACGUUCAGAGCUGAGGUUAAGAAGUCCUCUGAGCUCAAAGAAAACAUAAAGGCAUUGCAGGAUGAAACCGGGAAAGUUGCAGACUCAGAAGCCUUCAGAAAGGCUAAGGAAGCCUUCGACCAAGCCCAAAAGGGUUCAUCUGCCGCUGGAAAGGUAGUCAAGAAGACUGCUGACGUAGUAGGUGGGGUUGCUGUGAAAGCGUGGGACUCGCCUGUAGGUAAGGGUGUCAGAAACACCGUCAGCACCAGUGCUGAGCUUGCUGACAAGGCCUUUGAACCGGUCAGAAAGACUCAGGUGUACAAGGAUGUGUCUGAAGUCAUCGACGACGGUUCAUCCACCUCAUACGGUGGGUUUCUUACUAAGGAACAAAGAGAUAAGUUAAGAGAGAAGGAACUCGCCAGAAAGCUAGCAUCUGGUCAAGUCUGGAAGCCAGUCAAGGAAGAUGAAGAGGCUGGUGGAGCUUUAGUUGCCACUGAACACAAGUCCACUGGCCCCUCCAUGAACGAAAAAUGGGAGGACUUCAAAGUUAAGACUCCAGUAGGAAGAGGUAUUGCUACCUUGAGAGAAAAAUGGGACGAAUCUGAGAACGGACUCAUUGCAUUAGUCAGAACUAUAAUUGAAAAGGUUACAGGAUUCUUUGCUGAAACCGAACAGGCCAAGGUCAUCAAACAAUUCAAGAUGAUGGACCCUACUUUCAGAUUGACAGAUUUCCAGAAGACAUUAACCAACUACAUUGUACCUGAAUUGUUGGACUCGUACAUCAAGAAUGAUGAUAAGGUGUUGAAGGAAUGGCUCAGUGAAGCCCCAUUCAAUGUCUGGCAAGCCAACAACAAACAGUUUGUUGAAAAGGGAUUAUUUUCAGACGGUAAGAUCUUGGAUAUUAGAGGUGUUGAUGUUGUCACUUGUAAGUUAUUGCAGCCUAACGAUAUCCCAGUGAUGGUUGUAAGUUGCAGAGCUCAGGAAAUUAACUUGUUUAGAAAUGGUAAGACCGGAGAAAUUGCUGCUGGAACUGAAGACAGCAUUCAGUUGAGUACCUAUGCUUUGGUUUUGACAAGAAUUCCAGAGGAAUUGGACAACAAGGUUACUGAUGGUUGGAAGGUUUUGGAGUUUGCCCGUGGAGGAUCCAGACCAUUCCACUAA